This is a messenger RNA of Capsella rubella, 1671 nucleotides long. RefSeq names its product disease resistance protein RRS1. NCBI's taxonomy places the organism in Eukaryota, Viridiplantae, Streptophyta, Magnoliopsida, Brassicales, Brassicaceae. The coding region runs from base 1 to 1671 and encodes 556 amino acids. The record is from RefSeq and is a predicted model, not a curated record. The transcript is spliced from 2 exons.
AUGCCUACCACGGUUCAUCUGAAAUCUCUUGAAGUUCUUAAUCUAUCUGGCUUCUCAGAUCUUGACGACCUUCAGGAUUUAUCACCAAACCUGAAAGAGCUAUAUCUAGCUGGUAGUGCUAUUAAAGAAUUGCCUCUGUCAGUUGAGGAGCUCACUAGACUUGUUACAUUAGACCUGGAGGAUCGUAAAAGACUUCAGCACCUACCACCGGGUAUAAGUAACUUGAAAUUCAUGGUGACACUUAAGCUGUCUGGCUGUUCAAAUCUGAAGAAUCGUCCAAUUAUCGAUCCAUUCUUUCCACGCGAUUUGCAACGUCUUGAAAGAAAGAUAACCGCCACUAAAGAAUAUGUGCCGUUCAAACUUCACUCUGCUAUUAAUGAAUCAAGGUUAGAUGACUCUAAAACUCUUAUGAACCUUAAAAAUUUGCAACUAAGACCAUAUAUUUACAGUUACUGUUUCAUCAGAGAUGUUGUAGAAGAAUUCUUAUCAGCAUUUGCAUAUCUAUCAAGCAAGGGAAUACCACAAGAAUGCUGGCUGUGGAUCACUAUUUCUCCUUUACCAUCAUCAAUUUUACACUCAUUGGCGCCAAGACUAAAUGCCCUAGUAUCUUUAUUUCUUUGUAACUCGUAUCUGGUGGAUAUACCUGAAGAGUUAUGCCGGCUUGCUUCAUUGAAAGCACUGGAUCUUGGUGGAAACUCUUUUAGCCAACUUCCUGAAGACAUUAAGGAGCUUUGUAAACUACAUAGCCUCAGAUUACGCCAUUGUAAAAACCUCAUAUCAUUACCCGAGCUUCCCAGAAGUCUGGAAAUCUUGAAUGCACAUGGUUGUGUGUCUCUUAAGUCAUUUUCUUCAAGCUUCGAGCAGUUUCCAAGGCACUACACAUUCAGUAAUUGCUUUGCGCUGUCCCCAGAAGUUGUCAGAAAAUAUAUGCAAAAAGCUCUUGACAGUGUUGAAAUCAUGGCCAAGGGGGAUCAACAGGAAAACAACAACCUGCUUGCAUUCAGCAUCUGUAUACCUGUCUAUGCAGGGCACAAAUUUUCAGUUAAUUUUAAAGCGGGUUCAUCUGUACUGAUAGAGUUAACUCCUGGCAUGCUUAGCACUCUCUCAGGCUUUACUCUAUCUGUAGUAGUUGAAUUUUGGGAUAACUAUCGCAAUGCUGCUGGUUUUGGCAUCAAGUGCAUAUGCAGGAAGGCCAGGGGAGACCUUUCACCUAGACUAGAGAGAAUCGUCCAUUGCUGGGCUCCAAAGGAAGCUCCAACUGUUCAGAAGGAUCAUAUGUUUGUUUUUGGCAAUGUGAAAAUGCAUAUUGCAGAUGGAAUUGACCAUGAUUUCCUGGCCGAUCGGGUUACCUUCGAAUUCCAUCCUGUCAAUUGGCAGAACAAACUUCUAGAUGAUAGCUGCACGGUGAAAAGAUGUGCAGUCUAUCUGAUUACCACUACAACCUAUGAAAAGACCCAUGGCUCAAAACGUCCUUCUUCUCCGAAUUUAGAGGAGCUUUCAAGUGUGGAGCUUCUGGCACCACCAUAUAAGAGAUGUCGUUUGAAGAGAGUUAUUGAAUCUGUUAUCAUGAGCUUGAGAAAAAGGAAGCGAGAACGUAUCCCAUACCAAGCCUUCAGUCAAGCCCAAAAAAGUCCAAAGGUAAAACUCACCCAAAAGCUAGCUUAUGAGUGA